Molecule: messenger RNA, 753 nt
Organism: Dibothriocephalus latus
Lineage: Eukaryota; Metazoa; Platyhelminthes; Cestoda; Diphyllobothriidea; Diphyllobothriidae
Source: the annotation of a GenBank genome assembly
AUGUUUUGCAGGGAGAAUCUGCGCGAAAAACUGUCCCACUGGAAUGCAUUCGAAGCGGCCAUCAGUGAAGGUGAGGCCUUCCUGGAUCAUGAUCUGGCUGAUUGGUGGCAUCAGCGCCAAGGUCGCCCCUCCGUGGUGGCUCCGCCAGUUGAGGAAAGAAGAGGGCGCAAUCGAAAAGCGCGGAAGCGCACUAAAAUGCAGGCCAGCAUCCACACAACAGCUGCUGCAACCGACGGCGCUGCUCGUUCUACAGGCAGCAGACCUUCCUCUGACUGUCCCCAGUUUGGGGCGGCUGAAGUCGGUGCUAUGAUCGCCCAGCUCGAGACGAGGAGACAAAACCUGGAAAGUCUGGCAAUCCGGUUGGCUACACCAAGCCGACCCAUAAUCACACCGCGAGCUGUUCGAGAACGUUUAGAGCUCGCGGGCACGCCUCUUGAUAGGGCCUCCACGCUGGGUGACCUUGAGCAGACCAGUGGAGUUCCCGGCGAGGGGGCAGCACCCGAGACCAGUGGCGAGAAACUGCGAAGACGUUCGCGGGCCUUGCUGGCAAGGUACCAUGAGGAGGAAGAAAGACUGAAGCUCCUGAAUGUGUGCAUGCGUGAUUGGGACCUGCGCUGGGAUCAGCAACGCCUUUGCGAGUCCGAGACAGCCGCGUGGCUUCGCGCUAAAGAGGCAGAAAUUAACCAGCUCCUUCUCAGCAAACCCGUAAUCGGCGCUCACGAAGACGCCUUCUCCAGACUGGCUGUCGCCUUC